AUCAUUCUGUUCUGUAUGUGGAACCUGAACUAAAAUGAGUUCCAUAGCCUUGACUGUGGAAUUUUGGCAUUUUGCGCUUUCAUCCCUCGGGCCAGAUUGGAUGGUUUGGUGGGCCAGAUUUGGCCCCCGGGCCGCAUGUUUGACACCUGUGACCUACAUGAUCAUCAAAUUAAAUAGAGGAAAACCCCCAGUACCAGACACCCUUUUCUACACACAUGAACAAACAGCAGAGUGAGAACCUGAGGGCUGUUUGGUGUCCACGCAGGGGCUGAUGGGAGGUGGGAGGGGCCAUUAGAAAGCAGGAGGCCCCAUUGCUUCGUCGUCCUCUUCAUCAGACGCUGCUUCUCCAGGUUCACCAGAGGAAACGCCACAGAAUGCUUCUCCUGCUGCCGGCCGCUCUGUGCUGUCUGUGUUCAGCGCUGGUAACCACAGCAACACAGCUGACCCAGGACAAGUUGUUCUUGAGCAAAGGAGUGGAGAAAUCGGUUUCAAUGAGCUGUGGUGGGACAGAGCAGUGUGAUGAAAAAAAGCUUUACUGGUUCCAGAAGAAAGAUGGACAACCAUUCCAAAUCAUCCUACGGUACAACUUAGAAAAUGAACAACCCAAUAAUCGCUUCAACCAUCCUGACAAAGACGACUUCAGCGUCUGGAAGACAGACAGUGGUUGUGAACUGAGGAUAGCGACGACAAAAGCUGCCCAUUCCGCCACCUACUACUGCGCCUGUUACAAAGAAGUUCCCGGAGGAUCUGGUGGUUCCAACAAGUACAUGAUAUUUGGCUCCGGCACACAUCUCUACAUAACAAAUGACCGAGUGAAGAAGCCCACGGUGGGCGUGUACCCGCUGGCGUCCUCCGCCCACCCAGAGGGGAGGGGCUCCCUGCUGUGCGUGGCCUCGGACAUGUCUCCUCCUCUGGUCCGCUUCUCCUGGAAGAGACAGAAGGAGGGUGGAGCUGUGGAGGAGCUGCCCGACGCUGAGGGAGAACAGCUGGAGGUCAGAGCGGGGGGGCACGUCGCCACCAUCCGGGUGGUGGACCGGGACCCCGUCCACUCAUAUAAAUACUGGUGCUCGGUCCAGCACGAAGGGAAAACAGAGGAUGCUCCCGAACAACAAGAGGUGGCAGCCGGAGGCCGUCCAGGUCCACAUGUGAGGCCCUGGGACCAGGAGAGGCUCCUCUGUCUGAUGUACACGGUGCUGAUGGGGAAGAGUCUGGUCUACAGCUGUGGACUGGGUCUGAUCAACCUCACAAGACCAAGGACCGUCCACCGUCCAUGAGGAACCUCUCAACCUUCACCACCUGUCAACGGCACUGGGAACAUUUACAUUUACAGGCAAAUCAGCAAGAACAUCCAAUGGGUCAAAAAAGAAAUAAAACACCCAAAAACAUCCAAUGGAUCCAAAAUAAAAAAUGUCAAAUGGAUCAAAAUAAAAAAAAAUAAAUAAAUAAAAAA
Molecule: messenger RNA, 1450 nt
Organism: Sphaeramia orbicularis (orbiculate cardinalfish)
Lineage: Eukaryota; Metazoa; Chordata; Actinopteri; Kurtiformes; Apogonidae
Product: immunoglobulin lambda-1 light chain-like
Exons: 5
Coding region: 375-1274 (299 amino acids)
Source: RefSeq, a predicted model, not a curated record